AUUCCUAAAAUACUGUGGGCGUAAAGCUCCAGAUCCAUGUGACCAAACGCUCUUCUGGGGUCUGAACAAGAAGUGAAGCUUCCCGAUCCAAUCGUCCAUAGCCACCAAAGAUGACUCUGCCUUGGUCUUGUGGAAACGACCGGUCAAUCCUACCAACCGCUAAUUUUGUCUUCUCUUACAGUGAACCGCCGGUCAACACCAUGUUUUCCAAUUCCAAUUUCGUCACCAAACCCAUAAUGCACAAACUUUAACUCAACUUCCAUUUCAUUCAUCUCCACUAAAUAUGGAGAAUUCAAGUCAAGAAUCGCAUCUCCGGUCUGAAAAUUCCGUUACAUAUGACUCCUCCUAUCCUAUCUACGCUAUGGCUUUUUCAUCCUUCACUUCUUCCCUCCCUAGCCGCCGCCGUCGACUUGCCGUCGGGAGCUUUAUCGAAGAGUUCAACAAUCGUGUCGAUAUUCUGUCCUUCGAUGAAGAUACCCUAACCCUUAAGCCUGUUCCCAAUCUCUCUUUUGAACACCCUUAUCCGCCUACGAAGCUCAUGUUCCAUCCUAAUCCUUCUGCUUCUCUCAAGACUAAUGAUAUUCUUGCUUCUUCUGGUGAUUACCUCCGUCUAUGGGAUGUUCGUGAAACUUCUAUUGAACCCCUUUUCACUCUCAGUAACAAUAAAACUAGUGAAUAUUGUGCCCCUUUGACGUCUUUUGAUUGGAAUGAGGUGGAGCCGAGAAGAAUUGGUACUUCUAGUAUAGACACUACUUGUACCAUCUGGGAUGUUGAGAAAGGGGUUGUGGAAACCCAACUGAUAGCUCAUGACAAAGAGGUUUACGAUAUAGCUUGGGGUGAAGCUGGGGUUUUUGCUUCGGUUUCUGCUGAUGGGUCAGUUAGGAUUUUUGAUUUGAGGGAUAAGGAACAUUCGACAAUUAUUUAUGAGAGUCCAAAACCGGACACUCCGUUGUUGAGGUUGGCUUGGAACAAGCAAGAUUUGAGAUACAUGGCUACCAUAUUGAUGGAUAACAAUAAGAUUGUGAUUUUAGAUAUUAGGUCUCCAGCAAUGCCCGUGGCAGAGUUGGAAAGGCAUCAGGCGAGUGUGAAUGCUAUUGCUUGGGCUCCACAGAGUUGUAGGCAUAUUUGUUCUGCUGGGGAUGAUGGGCAGGCGCUCAUUUGGGAGUUGCCAACUGUUGCAGGGCCUAAUGGGAUUGAUCCUAUGUCAAUGUACUCUGCUGGAGCUGAAAUUAAUCAAAUUCAGUGGUCUGCUGCACAACGUGAUUGGAUUGCCAUUGCGUUUUCUAACAAGUUGCAGCUGCUUAAAGUAUAAGGCGAUUGGAUGAUUGAAUUUUUCCUUGUGGACUAUUUGGAGGACUUGAUUUUUUCCUUCUUUGUAAGAGAUGAAAAAACUUUUGCCUCUGGUCAUGAAGGUGGAGGGAUUAUACCUUUUCAGGCACUUCAGUAGCACCAUUUGGAAAAAUAAAAUCUAAAGUUCAGUACUUUUUUUUCUAUCAUCUAGCAAGCAUCAAUUUGAAAACCAAGUGUAAUGGAAAAUGAUAAAGGAAACUUGUUUAACUGUCAAACUAUGUGGAUUGAGAUAUUACCUAACUGUUCUUCAACAUUAAGUUACUUGGAAGUUGUUAUAUGAA
Solanum tuberosum (potato) is the source of this 1631-nucleotide messenger RNA. RefSeq names its product protein TRANSPARENT TESTA GLABRA 1-like. The record is from RefSeq and is a predicted model, not a curated record. Lineage: Eukaryota; Viridiplantae; Streptophyta; Magnoliopsida; Solanales; Solanaceae. The transcript is spliced from 2 exons. Bases 284 to 1312 code for a protein of 342 amino acids. Gene Ontology annotation, molecular function: protein binding.